Molecule: messenger RNA, 1529 nt
Organism: Pteropus alecto (black flying fox)
Lineage: Eukaryota; Metazoa; Chordata; Mammalia; Chiroptera; Pteropodidae
Gene: HAUS1
Product: HAUS augmin like complex subunit 1
Exons: 9
Coding region: 50-889 (279 amino acids)
Biological process (GO): centrosome cycle; spindle assembly
Cellular component (GO): cytosol; HAUS complex
Source: RefSeq, a predicted model, not a curated record
GGCCUGCAAAGAGAGUCGGGCACUUCUCCCGCGAGGCGCUUCUCGAGAAAUGGCGGGAGAGGUGGCUAUGGAAGCGCAGGAGAAAGAGGCGCAGGUUGCUGCAUGGCUGAAAAAAAUAUUUGGAGAUCACCCCAUUCCACAAUACGAGGUGAAUCCACGGACCACAGAGAUUUUACAUCACCUUUCAGAACGCAACAGAGUCCGGGACAGGGACGUCCACCUGGUAAUAGAGGACUUGAAACAGAAAGCAAGUGAAUAUGAAUCAGAAGCCAAGCAUCUUCAAGACCUUCUCAUGGAGAGCGUGAAUUUUUCGCCUGCCAAUCUCUCUAGCACUGGUUCUAACUAUCUGAAUGCUUUGGCUGACAGUGCGGUGGCCCUCGAAACAAAGGAUACCUCACUAGCUAGUUUUAUCCCUGCAGUGAAUGAUUUGACCUCUGAUCUUUUUCGUACCAAAUCCAAAAAUGAAGAAAUCAAGCUCGAAUUGGCAAAACUGGAAAAAAAUCUAACUGCAACUUUAGUAUUAGAAAAAUGUCUACGAGAGGAUCUCAAGAAGGCAGAGUUGCAUCUGUCUACAGAAAGGGCCAAAGUUGACAACCGUCUUCAGAAUAUGGACUUCCUAAAAGCCAAGUCAGAAGAGUUCAGAUGUGGGAUCAGAGCUGCAGAGGAGAAACUUUCAGCCAGAGGCAUGGAUACGUCUCUGUCUCAUCAGUCACUAGUAGCACUUUCAGAGAAAUUGGCAGAACUAAAACGACAGACUAUACCUUUGAAGAAAAAAUUGGAGUCUUAUUUAGAUUUAAUGCCGAAUCCAUCUCUUGCUCAGGUGAAAAUUGAAGAAGCAAAGCGAGAAUUAAUUUUCCUGAGUGAGAAGGGAGAGGGUUGUGAGACAUAGAAUAUUCUAGGCAAAAGGAAUUAGCAGAUGCACAGGAGCUGAAAAAUAAAGGUAAGCUUCGGCAGGUAAUGAGGUCCAGCUGCCUAGGAGUAUGCAAUGGAAGAUAGGACUAAAGAAAGUCAAUUGGUUUAUGAUGUAGAGGGCCUUUAAGACAAAGAGAAGGGAGUGUGUAGGGAGCUACUGAAAGUUCCUGUGUGUUUCCUUGUUUUUUAAGCCAAAGAGAACUGUGGUCAAAGCUAUGCUUUCUGAUCAUGUCAGUUCUUUAGGAAGAUGAUUCUGUAAUGAGUGUACAGGGUGGAUUGGAGGAAGGAUAAAGAAAAUUGGCGAAACCAGUUGACCUAUGUAAGCCAGGUAAGAAGUGAUGAGAACAGUGGCCAUGAAAAUGGAAGAGAGGUGAUCUGAGAGGUGUAACGGGAGUACAUUGUUUAAGGAGUAAAGGGCAUACAAAUCUAGUCAUGUACCAUUACACUAAUUCAUUUUUUUAAACUGUUUUUCCUUCUUUAGAUGUUUAUUAGAAUCAAGAGUCUGAAAACCCUUAGGGUUUGGGAAAAGGGAGACAUAUAGCAGCAAGGGAAUAUUUAAUAUUUGUAAUGUUUUUUUUUUAAUUUCUUUUUUGCUUAUUUUAAAUAACAGUAGAAGU